AUGCACAGGACCACGGGACCGGCACCAAAAAGGUUUGGUCCCGCAGGCCUCUACUACUGGAGCAUAAAAUGUGUAAUCACUACUAUCAAUGAAUUGAUUAACAAAAUAGCAGACGAUCAGAAAAGACGUGAACUAACUGACGAUACAGCUAUACCAAUCAAUGUAUUUAAUCCAAGACAAGAGAUACAGAAAAAUCUUUCAACUGAAAAUGGUAACUUUAUGUGGUUUCAAUUAUUUGUUGAAGUUUUAUUACGUAUGAGUAAAUAUUAUACACAAUUGUCUUCUACCGAGUUUGUUAAAAUAUGUAAACAACAAUAUAGAGAAAAUGAUGUGCAGCUUGCAAAAAUUGAUGAAUUUGAAAAAACUUAUACGCCUUCGAGAUCGAUAUGGUAUUACACAAAGGAAUUAUUUCUUUAUCGAAUUCUUAAUCUUGCUCUACGUAAACAAGACAUGGAUACUCUUUUCACAUACACAUUUUUUAUUCGUGAUCUAUAUCAACAACUAUUAGCAGAAAAAAAUUUUGAUGAACCUAUUUUACGUGUAUAUCGUGGACAAGCUAUUGAUGUUGAAGAAAUUGAUAAACUAAUUACAAGUCAAAAUCAAUACAUAUCAUUUAACAAUUUUCUUUCUACUUCGAGAGAUAGAGAUACAGCUCUAGGAUUUGCGUUAUCAGCUGAUGUAACCGAAAAUCGGCAAUCUGUCCUCUUUGAAAUUGAAGCUAACACUCAUUUGAACAAUGCUAAACCAUUUGCUGAUAUAUCACGUUUAAGUUGUUUUCAAAAUGAAGAAGAAGUGCUUUUUAUGUUAGGAUCAGUAUUUCAAUUAACAAAUAUCAAUUAUAAUGAACAACAGCAAGUAUGGUUAAUUAAGUUAGUUUUAUGUGAUGAAGACGAUGAUCAAUUAAAAGACGUUUUUGAUUCGAUGAAAGAAGAUAUAGAAGAUGAAACGGAUUUUAUGUCACUAGGUGAUAUAUUACAACAAAUGGGUGAAUUAGAUAAAGCUGAACAUUAUUAUUACCGUCGAUUAGACCAAGUAGAAGACAAUAAUCCAAACAUUUCAAGAUGCUAUUAUGGUCUUGGAAAUAUUGCUUUAAAAAGAGCAGACUAUGAUACAUCCUUGAAUAAUUUUAAUAAAGCAAUUGAUCUUGAAUUAAAAUCAUCCUCGGUUGAUUAUUGUUGGAUUGGUGAUGCCUAUAACGGACUUGGUAUUGUGUAUAGACACAAACAAAAUGCUGAUCUAGCCUUGGAAAAUUAUUAUAAAGCAUUAGAAGCCAAAUUUAAAGAUGGCUGUCAUGAUUAUCUUUCAACCGCAAUGAUUUAUAACAAUAUUGGUAUUAUACAUAAUACGAAAGAUGAAUAUGACUUAGCAUUAAAAUCACAUAAUGAAUGUUUACGAAUUAAAAUGAAAUUACUUCCUGAUUUACAUCCGAGUAUGGCACCAACAUUAAAUAAUAUUGGAAAUGUUUAUAGUCGUAAGCAAGAAUUUGAUCAAGCAUUAGUACAAUAUCAAAAAGUGUUAAAGAUACAAUUAGUAUCUCUUCCAACGAAUCAUCCACAAGUAGCUAAUACAUACAAUAACAUUGGAGAAGUAUAUAAACAUACAAAACAGUAUGAUUUAGCUGCCAAACAUUAUCUUACAGCAUUAGAAAUUUAUGAAAAAUCAUUUCCGUCGAAUUAUCCAGAAAUUAUACGUACUAAAAAUAAUAUUCGUGAUUUAUAUGACAAGUUAACAUCUAUUUGA
This is a messenger RNA of Didymodactylos carnosus, 1740 nucleotides long. The record is from the annotation of a GenBank genome assembly. NCBI's taxonomy places the organism in Eukaryota, Metazoa, Rotifera, Eurotatoria, Philodinida, Philodinidae.